GUCCGAGUCUGCUCAAUAUCUGGCUCGAGAGAUUGAGAGGAAGGUGUGUGAUUUUCUGUUAAAGCCAGAAGAAGAGUUGCAGACGUCGUCCUCUCUGUCAAACCUGGGAUUGGAUUCCCUUGUUGUGAUUGAGUUCAUUUCUCAGUCAAGGAGAACCUCCGUGUGAACAUGGAUAUUGCUCUGACUAGUUUACACGAACAGGGGGUUCAACGCACAUUGUGUAUUUACUAAUAGCUUCAUAUACCAACGAUUCCGGGAAUACACUAUCAAUUUGAAAGUUGUAGGUUGCCCCGGCAAAGCUCGUUAAGUGGCACCUCUGCUAGAGGGAGUGGCGCCUCAGCAUAAAAGAAUCCGCUGUUGGCACGUUGGCACCAACAGCUAUCGUCAAAGAGUGUUGGUUCAUACUUCUAUGGACUGUAAAAAUUGGUAUAUCCUUCCCAUGGAAAACAGCGCUCGGGGUUCGGGUGGGUGGCUGGUCCGCUCCGGUCGGAAGCUUUUCCUUGGGAUGAAAGAGACAAAUUCGGCCAAGCACAAUUUCUUCUUCUUGUUGGUCAUAAGAAUAGUGAUUGGCUUAGAAGCUAUUCUGUGAAUGGUUGUAUAAGGCUGUCUGAUCGAGAAAAACGGUUAAGAAAUGAGAAAAAGAAUGAGCG
Aspergillus welwitschiae is the source of this 650-nucleotide messenger RNA. RefSeq lists its product as uncharacterized. Bases 410 to 589 code for a protein of 59 amino acids. The record is from RefSeq and is a predicted model, not a curated record. Lineage: Eukaryota; Fungi; Ascomycota; Eurotiomycetes; Eurotiales; Aspergillaceae. The transcript is spliced from 2 exons.